Messenger RNA from Symbiodinium pilosum, 255 nucleotides. Lineage: Eukaryota; Dinophyceae; Suessiales; Symbiodiniaceae. The record is from the annotation of a GenBank genome assembly.
AUGGAAAACGAGAUGCUUGCGGAUUAUCUCCAGCGGGAUGCAGAGAGGACGUCAGGUCUUGAGGACACCGACGAGGCCCUUUCAGACCUGCCGUCCUCGCCCGUUGACAAGGGCAAGAAGGCAGCCAAGGGUGGCCGGCAAGGUCAGCAGCGACGCCAGUUGCCGACUGCACUGAACCUGGAGGACAAGUUCAGGAUAGCCAACCAGGAGAUGGAAGCGCUGACAAAGGACAUCGUGACCCACUCAGACAUGUAA